CGCCCCCUCUUACUAAGCAGCCUCCUCCCUGCCUUGCCAUCCAACCUUUCUUGUCCGGUGAGGGUGUUGAUAACAUAUGAAGAAGAAAUAAAAGGUUUGGGUAGCCACAAAGAAGCUUGUGGGUUAUGAGACGCUGAGGAGAAGGAAGAUAGAUGUAGAGGAAGACUUACCAGUCCAUGUGGGAUGGAGAUUUAGCAAUGGAAGUUCAAUCAUAAAUCCAUUGGACCUCGUCAUCAGUGACCGGUUGAGAAAUGUUUUGAAAAGUCUCAGAUUUUAGCCAGUUGGGACUUUUAUAGCAGCCUGGGUCUUUGUCCCCUCUCCUUUUGUCCAAAGAAGAUGGAUGAGGAGGUGGAGAAGAUCACCUGUAAGGAUGUAAGUGAAAAAGGGGAGGAUGGAGCAGUAGAUGAUCCAUCCCUUAGGAAAAGGACGGCCAUAGUUCACAGGUCGAUUAGUAGCGACCCAACCCCGCAGGCUGGCAUCGCAGAGGACAAUCAGGAGCCUGGUGAUGUUGGGUCACCUCCAGAAACCAAGGAAGGAGAUGAUGGUGGGCAACUGCUGGAAUUGUCGCGGCUCAUUUGGGAAGAAUGGAAAAAGAGCAGCUGGUGGGACAAACAUGGGGCAGACUGGGCCAUAAUUGGGCUGGCGAUGUGCAGCGUACCUGCGGGUUUCCUAUGUCUGGGGUCCGGCAGCCUCUUCCUCUUUGUGUUGGGCAUCCUCAUCCUAGGACUGGCCAAUUCAGCCAUCACUGUGAAGGGCAGUCACCUGGCAAGUCACCGCUCAUUGUGCCAGUCAUCCCAACUGGGAAGGAUUUGGGCCACUUUCUUUAUUGAGGUGUGCAGCUGGAUCCCGGUUCCGUGCGGAGAGAAGGGCCACGUCAAGCAACAUCAUGGCCACACCAAUGUCAUUGGCCUGGGGGACUCGAGCGUAUGGAAGGCUCCGUUCCUAAGCUGCGCUGUGUACAUGUUCCUGGCCCCACUGGCACUGCCAGUCGUUACCCUGUUUGUGGGACUCAGAUACAUGUCGCAGAUGGCAGUGCCCCGAGCCCUGUGCAGCCUGGCCUGCAUCUCCGUGGGCCUGUGGGGCCAUUGCUGGUUACUUGCUCAGAUCUCUGGGUUGGGCGCAGGAUCGGCCAUUGUGUGCGUGUUCCUCUCACGGUCCGUGAUGGCCAUUCCUUUCAUACAUGUUAAUAUAUUUCAGCACAUAGGGCUCCCCAUGUUCUCCCCAACUCAACGCCCUCGGCGCCUCAUACUCAUGGCCCACUCCGUGCUGAAUUUGCCUCGGAACCUGAUCCUGGACUGGACAUUUGGCCACUCGCUCAUCAGCUGCCACGUGGAGCACCACCUCUUCCCAAUGCUGUCGGACCACAUGUGCCUGAAGGUGAAACCCACGGUGUCCGGGUUUCUGCGCACUCACAAUCUGCCAUACCAGGAGGAUACGUACCUGUCCCGGCUACAGCUCUUUCUGAGGGACUACAAUGAACUGAUGGUCCAGACUCCUCCCAUCACCCAGCUGGCAGAACUUCGAUAAAGUCGGCAGCGCAACGGCGGGGAAAUCGGGCGCCCAUCGGAACCCAGACAUUUAUAUAGAGUUCUAUAGAACAACUGUAUCCCCUGCCCCAUGUAACUAUGAAAUAGAGAAUAUUCAUUUACUGGA
Molecule: messenger RNA, 1653 nt
Organism: Xenopus tropicalis (tropical clawed frog)
Lineage: Eukaryota; Metazoa; Chordata; Amphibia; Anura; Pipidae
Gene: fads6
Product: fatty acid desaturase 6
Exons: 6
Coding region: 337-1527 (396 amino acids)
Biological process (GO): lipid metabolic process
Molecular function (GO): oxidoreductase activity
Source: RefSeq, a predicted model, not a curated record